Molecule: messenger RNA, 3190 nt
Organism: Cimex lectularius (bed bug)
Lineage: Eukaryota; Metazoa; Arthropoda; Insecta; Hemiptera; Cimicidae
Product: pyruvate carboxylase, mitochondrial-like
Exons: 18
Coding region: 370-3171 (933 amino acids)
Biological process (GO): gluconeogenesis; pyruvate metabolic process
Cellular component (GO): cytoplasm
Molecular function (GO): ATP binding; pyruvate carboxylase activity; metal ion binding
Source: RefSeq, a predicted model, not a curated record
CAUUUGUACUUCCUGCAAAUUGUGUUUAACUAAACUAUAUCAGCUUGCCGAGUUGUGAAUUAACUUCUAAACUUCAGGAAAGAAAACUGAAUCAACUUGUAAGCUUGAAAGUCUUUUCAUCUUUACUGGAAAGAAAACUGAAUCAACUUGUAAGCUUGAAAGUCUUUUCAUCUUUACUGUGAAGAAGAAGAGAAGACGUUACCAUUCUGAUUAAUUAAAAAUCUUCCAUCUUCAUCGUUAUAUUUCUUUGAAGACUUGAAGAAACUCAAAUACUACAUCGACCUGCUAACUGUCAUUCAAUAUUCAGUUACAGGGAAUUAUCACAUAUUUAUUUUAUUUUCACUGUUUGACUAUAUUUUAUAUAUCACAAUGCUGUCCGCAUUGAAGAAUACGUACCACAUAAUGACAAGGAUUAGUCAUAACAUCGGAUGGACAAUGUCCCAAAGACAAAGUUCCCACAACAAAUUGGAAUACAGACCGAUUAAAAACAUUUUAGUGGCCAAUCGAGGGGAAAUUGCCGUCAGGGUAUUUCGUGCCUGUGCUGAAUUGGGAAAAAAGUCAGUAGCCAUAUAUUCAGAGCAGGACAAAAUGCAGAUGUUCAGGCAAAAAGCAGAUGAGGCGUAUGUAAUAGGAAAAGGGCUUCAACCGGUUCAGGCCUAUCUCAACAUCCCUGAAAUCGUCCAAGUCGCAAAGGAAAACGGUGUUGAUGCAAUCCACCCUGGCUACGGAUUUCUUUCGGAGCGUGCUGAUUUUGCAAAAGCUGUCAUAGACGCGGGUCUGAGAUUCAUAGGUCCUUCCCCCAAAGUCAUUGAGCAGAUGGGAGAUAAAGUUGCCGCGAAACAUGCGGCGAUUGCCUCCGGAGUGCCGAUUGUUCCCGGUACACCUGGACCAGUAAAAUCAUCAGAUGAAGCAGUCAAAUUUUGCAAGAAGCAUGGGCUCCCUGUAAUUUUCAAAGCGGCUUUCGGCGGCGGUGGAAGAGGAAUGCGAGUCGUCAGGGAAAUGAAGGAUGUGGCGGAAGCAUUUGGGCGAGCCAGCUCCGAAGCCGCCGCUGCUUUUGGCGAUGGAGCUAUGUUUAUAGAAAAAUUUAUUGAGAAACCGAGACAUAUUGAAGUGCAGAUUCUUGGGGAUAAAGCUGGUAACAUCGUCCAUUUAUUAGAAAGAGACUGUUCGGUACAAAGAAGACAUCAGAAAGUAGUUGAAAUUGCCCCUGCGCCGAAUUUGGAUUCAAAGGUUCGAGAUGCUAUACUUGAAAGCGCACUGAAACUAACGAAACAUGUAGGGUACGAAAAUGCAGGAACUGUCGAGUUCCUAGUCGAUGCACAAAAUAAAUUUUAUUUUAUAGAAGUAAAUGCUCGCCUCCAAGUCGAGCACACUGUUACAGAAGAAAUCACUGGGGUUGACCUGGUUCAGUCUCAAAUAAAAGUCGCCGAAUGUAUGACACUCCCAGAGAUGGGGUUGUCUCAAGACAAAAUCAAACAUUUCGGAUGUGCUAUACAAGCCCGUGUCACUACGGAAGAUCCGACAAAAGCUUUCAGGCCUGAUACCGGCAGAAUAGAAGUAUUCAGGACAGGCGAAGGGAUGGGUAUUAGAAUUGACAGCGCAUCACCUUAUCCCGGAGCGAUUGUAAGUCCGUAUUACGAUUCCCUUGUGGCAAAAGUAAUUGCACAUGGGACAGACAUGAGUUCAUCAUCGACAAAAUUAGCCAGAGCACUCAGAGAAUUUCGCGUGAGAGGAGUCAAAACAAACAUACCGUUUUUACUGAAUGUUUUACAAGAUCAAAAAUUCCUGAACGGCCUGGUUUACACUAAUUUUAUUGAAGAAAAUCCUCAGUUGUUUCAAAUCAAGCCGUCAAAGAACAGGGCACAAAAAUUACUGAAAUAUUUAGGAGAAGUCAUGGUCAACGGACCUCUAACACCGCUAGCAACAACUUUACGCCCAUCAAAAAUUGAAGUAAAUGUCCCGAAAAUUCCUACCGCAACUUUGCCACCACCCGGGCUGCGUGAUAUUUUUAAGAAAAAUGGGCCCAGUGCUUUUGCAAAAGAAGUAAGAGCGAGGAAGCAGCUCCUUCUCACGGACACAACGUUUAGAGACGCCCAUCAGAGCCUCUUAGCAACGAGAGUACGCACAAUGGAUUUAUUAAAAAUAUCUCCAUAUGUGGCGCACAAUUUCCCUAAUCUAUAUUCUAUCGAAAACUGGGGUGGGGCGACAUAUGAUGUCAGCAUGAGGUUCCUGCACGAGUGCCCUUGGGAAAGGCUAGAGGAAAUGCGGAAAAGAAUUCCCAAUGUCCCAUUCCAAAUGCUACUCCGAGGAGCGAGUGCAGUUGGGUACACCAACUACCCAGAUAACGUCGUUUUCAAGUUUUGUGAACAAGCAGUCAAAUCUGGAAUGGACGUAUUUCGCGUAUUUGACUCACUGAACUAUUUACCAAACUUGAUACUCGGAAUGAAUGCUGUAGGAAAAGCAGGCGGCAUUAUUGAAGCAGCGAUCUCCUACACCGGAGACGUUUCAGACCCUACACGACAAAAGUAUAACCUCGAGUACUAUAAGACCCUUGCCAAAGAGCUGGUGAAAGCAGGAACUCAUGUACUCUCUGUAAAAGAUAUGGCUGGACUGUUGAAGCCAAAAGCAGCUAGAAUAUUAAUCACAGCCUUGCGUGAACAACACCCCGAUGUUCCCAUUCAUGUGCACACCCACGACACAAGUGGUGCGGGUGUUGCAUCGAUGCUAGCUUGUGCUGAAUCAGGGGCCGACAUCAUUGAUGUGGCGGUAGACUCAAUGUCUGGAAUGACAUCUCAACCUUCGAUGGGUGCUGUGAUCGCUUCCCUUGGUGGAACAAAACUGGAUACAGGAAUUGAGCUGGCCAAGGUAUCAGAGUAUUCUGCAUAUUGGGAACAAGCCAGAACGCUGUACGCCCCUUUCGAAUGUACUGCAACCAUGAAGUCGGGUAACGCGGAUGUGUACCAGAAUGAAAUACCAGGCGGCCAGUACACAAACUUACAGUUUCAAGCGUUUUCGCUUGGUUUAGGUGAAAAAUUUGAAGAGGUGAAAAAGGCGUACGCAGAAGCCAAUAUUAUCCUUGGUGACAUAAUAAAGGUGAAUGAAUCUUUUGGUUCGUUGUUUUUUGAACACAUCAUUUCAUCCUUUGACCAUUUUAAAGGUAAGAAAAAUUGAUAAACAUUUUGAGGGUCUG